AUGAAUCUACUCAUCAUGUUUUCUGAUUUUUGCCGCCACCGCUAUCUCAGUGAUCGUCAUUCGUUUGUGCGCACCACUGACAGAGCUACCUUCCCCACCUCCACCAUUGACACAGCCUCAAACAUGGUCGGAGGGUGGCUUCCCAAUUUACAGAAGCGGAUGCUUCUCUAUGUGCUCCAACAGCUCGCCUUAUUCAGCGACAUCGACAUGCCUAACCUCACCCAGGUGUCACUCAAUGGCAUCGUCCUCAACCAAAUCACCGUCGACGCCGAUAAGGUGAUGGCCCGUUUCGCCAAGCAGUCGGUGUUCCAUUUACGAAGUGGCAUCGUUGGUGAGUUCCUGGUGAAACCAGUGGGAGCAGGUAUCAGCAUCGACGCCAGCAAUGUCGACUUGGUGGUGGCAAUCAGCUUGGGAGAGCUCCCGAAAAACCCCGAGGAACUCGAGGCGCUGAUAGCCGAAAGCAUCCUGGAGAUGCUUGCUCAGCUGCUGGCAGAACUUGUGCGAGUAUUGGAGGAUGAAAGUGAUAGCGAUAUCGAUGAGAAUGCUCAACCCCAGGGCGCACUUGGCGGCGUCGUCGCUCGUGCGGUGGAAAUGGCUCUCGCUCGUCUCCAAAUCGACAUCAAAGAUCUCCGAUGUAAAUUGGUAUUUUCUGCCGAUAUCGACGACGUCAUUGCCACCGUAUCGCGAGUGCUGUAUUCGACCACCGACUCUGUGAAACACAUUGAAGUUGAAGGGGUAAAAAUACUUUCGGAAAUCACCCAACUGUCACUGCUGCCGCUGCUGCUGGUUCUGCUGAGCGAAAGUGACCCUAGCAUGAUGCACCUGACCAUGUUUAUGAGUGCCGUUCUGGCACCCACUCUGGGUUCCCCUCAUGCUACAUCCUUAGGGACGGCGCUGGCGUCGUAUCCCCAUACUCUGGCCUCAAAAACACCGACUAUAGAGGUUUCCCGCAUCAAAUUUGAGAUUCCACCACUCGUACCCGCUUCAAUAGAGAUCGAUGAUGUUCGUCUAUGUCUUUCGCAGGUGUGCACUUCGAUGACUCAGUUCUGUACCGCAUACACUCACCACUUGAAGUUCCGCGAACUAAAGCGCAAACGAGAUAUCAAUCAAAGAGCUUAUGAGUAUCCCCCACGCCAUGCUCAGUAUGUCGUCGAUGACACUACCAAGGAUGACUCGCCGCCAUUAUUCGAAGUGGGACUGCUAAAAAUUGCUUCAGCUGUUGUAAGCAGCAACUCACCUGAUCCUCUUGAGCUCCGCUUUACUAAUGUCUACAUUAAGCAACGACAAGACGUAAUGUAUGGUGGCAUAGAGACUGUGGAUAUGGGAAUCGCCGGGGCUAAUUGGGAACCGGUGUUUCUGUUUGACCAAGAUUCUGAGCGCCGCAAAGCUGAUGUUCGUUUUGAGUCACUGGCGCAACUGGGGGCCACCACCUAUAUUGCCAAACCAGCUCGCCUCACUCUCACUGCUGAUGUAGUAAAGCAGCUUAUGCUGGUCUUGCAACUGACGGUGAGCGUCACUCGUGCCUUGACACAGCUUAAUCUUGCCAUGGAGCGUGACAGUCAUCAAUGUGAACUCGAAGAAGAACCUUUGAGGUUUGUGUUCCAAUCAGCGGAGAUCUUCGUUACUUUUGGCAAUGCUGGACCAUUGCUACAACUUGCUCCCAUUCAUUAUAACCUGGCAAAAAAUCAACUACGGAUGGCAUCGGCUCAGGUCUCACUUGCUGGCACUACUGUACUCUCUUUGGGACCAUUAACGCUCGAUACAGCUGUGCGAGAGUUUGUUGGCGACCGCAAGCGCAAGUAUCACACAGACUUACUGGUUGUAAUUGAUCAAAUUGACGCUAACAUUGACUACGGAGCUUUGGAAGUAUUUUAUGAACUUUUGCUGUGGUUUAAGGUUGAUGAUGUCUCAUCACCAUCGACAACUUCCUCUUCAAACGCACCAACUCAUCUGCGGUUUGCUCCCAAAUCAACAACCGCUGACUGGCGCUUGGUAGUCAAGCUGAUUAAGGGUGAAGUGCGAGCUAUCCCCUCGUUCGAAACCAUCAAAGGAAAGUCAAUGGCGUGGCUCAUUUACCUGUUGAAAGGAGAAAUUAUUGCUCAGGUGAACACUAUAGACGUGAGGCGUUUCUCCGACAACGAUGAGGAAUAUGAGGUGUUAUUGUCUCGAUUAUGGCCUCAAAAGUCGGAGGUAAUGUUUACGGCCAUUCAGAGAGCUAAUCGAAUUGAUAUCUCAAUCAGCGGCGCUUUGGCAUCGUAUCACACUUACUGGCUUACUCUCAACUCAACUGAGAGAUCUCAGAAACGCGAGCAGGAUUCGAGCAUCACUGAAGAUAGCAACGCCACUAUCAAACAAUCUGAGAGCGAGUCUAAAUUUCGGAUCAAUGCGGUAGAUUGUGCCCUUGGUCUACACCCUGGGCGUAUAGCUUCGCAUGCUUACAUACACUGGGAAAAGGCGGUAAUUGACAUGAUGGUUGGUGCUAAUAGCUAUACCAAAGGUUCGGUUAACCUGAUUGGAGUCUGGGUCAUUGAUGAUCUCAUCCACGCGCCGAAGGAGCUUAUUCUGUUUGAAAAACUGCGUUACCUCCGCCUUUUGAAUAUCACGAUGCUUCACUUCGCGGUGACUCAUCCGCCACAAGGCUUGGAUAUGAAGAUAAAUGUGGACAAGGUUACAUCCGAAUGUUGUGCGGAUCUGUGGCAAGUGAUGAUCUCACUCUUUGGUGAUUUACUGGUGCCAACUACAUUCACUGAUAACCAGUUAACUCGUGUUGAACUUGAACAACCGAUUAAUCUUUGGGAUGAUUUGGAAACUCUUGAGCCGAAUGAUCAGAGUGAAGUGACUGAUUUGGACGAAGACAUGUCAAUGUCUAUGUCGCUUGUCAAUAUUCAAGAAAAUUACGUGCCGGUCACGUCACAUACUCCUUUACCACCGCUGUUUCGUCUCCACGUCAAUAUCAGUGAAAUAAAACUUUACUUGUAUGACGGUUAUGACUGGAGUGACACACGCCAGCUGAUCAAGCAACGUGUCAAGAAAAUGGAGCAGCAGAAAACACGGCGGCUGGAACCGCCUGAAGCCACCACCAAAAAGAAAGAGGAUCUGCCUAUUGUCGAUACGCUUUUUCUGCUGAUACAUAUGACAAUGCUGGACCCUGAAGAGUUUACACAAACCGUGAACAGCCAGAUCCAUGGUUCGAAGGAUCCUGAUGAUAACCUUGUCCAUGUGGGUAUUUCGGACCAUUAUGAAGGUCUAGAGCUUCAUCGGUCUAAGACUCAUAAAGUGCAAGUGGUGGCGAAGGGUGUUGAGGUAAUCGUUGAGCUUUAUGAGGACACGCCGCAGCGGCCUACUGCUUCCAAAUUAGAAGUUCUUGUGGAUGACGUACUGGUCUACGACAAUCUCAACACAUCGCUGUGGACGAAAGCUGUGGGUUACUUGCAUAGCCGAGGUCUUCGAGAACUUGGUACUCAUUUGGUACGAGUGCAGAUGACGACAGUGAGAGCCGAUCCUCGCUUAGAAGGAAGUGCUGAGGGUUUUCUUCUGGUACUGGUGCUUCCUCUUCGCCUCCAUUUGGAUCAGGAUACCGUCUCCUUUGCUUCGAGAUUCUUCACUUUCGCCAAUCCCAAGUUUGACUUGCCUGAUGCUCAGGUAUUCUUUUCGAAAGUGUUCAUCAGUGCUUUGGACCUUAAGGUAGAUUACAAACCAAAGCCUUCCUCACUGGGGCUUACCAAUCCCGAACUGCUUUUAGGCAUGUUUGUCGUCGAUGGUCUGAAAAUAAAACUUCAACCAGUCACGGUCUAUGGUGUUGCGUUGGACAGAGUGGGAGAAGCCCUAGCCAUGAGAGGUUGGCUUCCUCAACUUCAGCGCAACUAUCAAGCAAUAUUUGGACUUCUUCUUGGCGUUGGUCCUGUAAAACUGUUGGUCAAUAUUGGUGGUGGGUUUAAGGACCUUGUUGUGGUGCCUUAUAUGGCAUAUUCCAAAGAUCAGCUGCUUCUUCUGGGACUUCGUCGUGGGGCUACAAAGUUUGCUAGACGAACUGGUGGAGAGUUGUUUUCCCUUGGUGCUAAGCUCGCUGUUGGUACACAAAACUUGUUAAUCCAGGCUGAAACGCAAUUUCAACUAUCAGAUAUCCCAGGCGAGGAUGAAGAUCUCAUGUAUUUCUCAACUCAAACUCCCAUUGUGGAACCACCGAAAUCAGAGGUCACUGAAGAAGACAUGGGGUUCUUUGAUGUUCUGGAAGUGCUUCUGCCGAAGCUGAGUAUUAUGGCGUCAAGCCAAGUGCUUUCUCAAAGGUAUAAAAGCAACAACCGGCAAGUUCCUACGAAGCAGUAUUCAUACGAUGAACUCGAUGACAUUUACGAUCCCGAUGACUUGAUGCACAAAUCGUUAGUAUUGCUUGGGCCAGUGGAGGCCAAAGGGGUCAACGCUGCGGGCAAGAAAGUCAGUCUCUACUCGAAUCAACCGGAAACCGUGGAAGAGGGUAUUCACGCAGCUUAUAAAGCCUUGGGCACAAAUCUUAGUGCAACUAAGCGGGUACUUUUGCGGCUUAAGGGUGAUUUGGGAGAACUGGAAACAAUGCAGGAGGCAUUGAUCACCGUGAUUCGACUGAGUCCGUUAGUGCUUAUUCGUCCAAUCAUUGGCACUACUGAAGCUGUGGGGAAGACAUUAAUGGGUUUAGGUAAUGCCAUUGAUCCAGAUCGAGUCAAGGAGGCUCGUGAAAAGUAUGAUAAUCCGCAAUAG
Molecule: messenger RNA, 4734 nt
Organism: Diutina rugosa
Lineage: Eukaryota; Fungi; Ascomycota; Pichiomycetes; Serinales; Debaryomycetaceae
Gene: SPO72
Product: Spo72p
Exons: 1
Coding region: 1-4734 (1577 amino acids)
Biological process (GO): reticulophagy; piecemeal microautophagy of the nucleus; autophagosome assembly
Cellular component (GO): phagophore assembly site; extrinsic component of membrane
Molecular function (GO): phosphatidylinositol-3-phosphate binding
Source: RefSeq, a predicted model, not a curated record